AUGGCGAAAAGACCUGCUAAUGCAUAUUUUCGUUAUCGAAGAUCACGUAUAGUAAAGAAAACUAAAAUGAGUAUAUGCUCAAAAAUUACCAGUAAAGAAUGGAAAAUCGUUGAUAAUCCACUAAAAUUCCAAUACUACCAAGAUUACGUAAAAGAACUGGUUGAGAAAGAAGCUAAUUCCGGUGGAAAUGGUCUGACUAUAAAGACUUUUGAGAAGUUUGGUAAUUUUGCCUUCGUGUGUGAAACGCCGAUUUUAAAGAAAAAAACAACCGCUGCUGAUAAAUACGUUUUGUCGCAAAUGAAACGCGUCGAGGUUGAUGAUUUAGAUCCUUCUAUCUCGUUUAAGGAUGACCAGAACUUAAAGGAUAACACACAUCCUUAUAUUGCCGAAACCGGAUGUGGCGAAGAUGAUGUUCAUGAUCAAGAAGAAUUUUUGAAAUUUUUUUCGGAAAUGGAGGAGGAUCUAUUCGAAAAAUAUACAGUUGCCACUGAUUAUGUAAAUGAAGAAUAG
Messenger RNA from Funneliformis geosporum, 510 nucleotides. Lineage: Eukaryota; Fungi; Glomeromycota; Glomeromycetes; Glomerales; Glomeraceae. The record is from the annotation of a GenBank genome assembly.